This is a messenger RNA of Harmonia axyridis, 3106 nucleotides long. Its product is annotated as SCY1-like protein 2. The coding region runs from base 102 to 2660 and encodes 852 amino acids. Gene Ontology annotation, biological process: protein phosphorylation. Gene Ontology annotation, molecular function: protein kinase activity; ATP binding. The record is from RefSeq and is a predicted model, not a curated record. NCBI's taxonomy places the organism in Eukaryota, Metazoa, Arthropoda, Insecta, Coleoptera, Coccinellidae. The transcript is spliced from 4 exons.
CCUGUCAAAAUUUCAUGACUUGUCAGUGUCAAUAUUUUUGAAAAAGAUUUGUAUUGAAGACAAAUGUAUUAAAUUCUCUGAAAUUUCUUGCACUUUUAAAAAUGGAUAUGUUUAAUAAGAUUUCGAGUAAAAUAUACUCACAAGUGACGAGUCAUGUUAGUACAACGAUGUCGCAAUUAUCGGUUGUACUUCCUGGUAAUCCAGUAACAAGAGAAUUUGAUGCAACUUCUCAUAUUGCAUCAGCAGGUCCAGGUCUUAUGUGGAAAAUUUACAGUGGAAGUAAAUUUUCAACAAAACAAGAAGCUUCUAUAUUUGUGUUUGAGAAAAGGCAAUUAGAAAAAUUCAACAAAGCGGAUAGAGACAUGAUAUUAGAUUCGUUGAGGAAAGGUAUUGUGCAAUUAACAAAAAUACGACAUCCUCAAAUUCUCACUGUGCAACAUCCUCUAGAAGAAAGUAGGGAAAGUUUAGCAUUUGCAACAGAGCCAGUGUUUGCCAGUUUGGCUAAUAUCUUUGGCAAUACCUUCAACAUGCCUCAACCAGCCAACAUGUCUGAUUAUAAAUUAUUUGAUGUUGAAAUUAAAUAUGGUUUGAUGCAAUUGGCUGAAGGCUUGGCUUUUUUACAUAAUGAUGUCAGAUUAUUGCACGGUAACAUAUGUCCUGAAUCUAUAAUUAUUAACAAAUCUGGAGUAUGGAAAAUUUUUGGUUUUGACUUUUGUAUUCAUAAUACAAACCCACCGAAUUCAGCACCCUCUUUUCCCUUCGAGGACUAUAACAUGAGUUUGCCUCCUAUAUGCCGUCCAAACUUAGAUUAUGUGGCACCAGAAAAGAUAAUUGACCAGAAACAUGGAAUUUCAAGCGACAUAUUUUCCCUUGGGAUGCUAUGUUACACGCUGCAUUCUACGGGUAAUAAACCUUUAAUGCCAGUAGAAACCAUGCAACAGUAUCGCUCACGAGUACAACAAUUGAAAAGUUUAUCUGAUAAUAAGUUACAGUGUCUUCCUGAGCCUCUUAGAGGAAAUGGUAAAUUGAUGCUCAGUCCUUCACAGUCUGAUAGGCCAGAUGCUCAUCAGUUUAUCAAGAUUCGUUAUUUUGAUGACCUUGGAAUUAAAACACUACAAUAUUUAGAUUCCCUUCUACAGUGGGAUAAUGUUCAGAAGUCCCAAUUUUAUAAGAGUUUACCUGCAGCUUUGCCAAACUUACCGCAAAGGGUGAAGGUACAGAGAGUUCUUCACUGUUUAACUAGAGAUCUGACUCAGCCUGUUAUGGUGCCUUUUAUUCUUCCUAGUGUUAUGGACAUUGCUAAGGGUUGUACAAAAGAAGAAUAUUGUUUAUAUGUGUUACCACAUUUGAAACCCCUGAUGAAAAUAAUGGACCCAAUUCAGGUUAUACUAAUUUUUCUACAAAAUAUGGAACUUCUCCUGAAGAUGACUCCAGCAGAAUCCAUCCAACAAGACGUACUUCCAAUGCUGUAUCGAGGCUUGGAUUGCGAUGUAGCUAAGAUCCAUGAAUUGUGCCUUUCUGUGCUGCCCACAUUCGCUGGAUUGUUAGAUCAUGCAAAUGUCAAAAACCAUCUCCUCCCAAGAAUAAAGAGGCUAUGCCUCGGCACAAAUUCUUUAUCUGUACGAGUAAACUGUUUGCUGUGUAUCGGUGGAUUGUUGGAGCACUUGGACAAGUGGUUAGUCAUUGAUGAAGUUUUGCCGUUUAUGCCACAAAUCACUUCUAGAGAGCCUGCUGUACUGAUGGGCAUUUUAGGUAUUUACAAGCUGACCCUGACUCAUAAAAAAUUGGGGAUCAGUAAGGAAAUAAUUGCCUCCAGGAUAUUGCCGUUUCUUAUGCCAUUAUGCAUUGAAAAUAGUUUAUCUCUACCGCAGUUUAAUGCUCUUAUAACUCUUGUGAAGGAUAUGCUCAGUAUUGUUGAAAGUGAACAUCGUACCAAAUUAGAGCAGCUAAAUGCGGUUAAGGAUCAGCAGAAAAUUCUAACAUCAACAAUGCCCACCCCAGUUGCGGAUCGAAAAUCUCCUGAUUUAGGACAAGCUUUCACCGGUUUGGGCUUAGAUUCUUACGUCCCCAGUCCCAGUAAACCAGAAACAAAAGUUGAGUCUACUGCUGGUUUUACUGGAUCAAUAGAACCAGUCAAAAGUGUUCCUAAAAUUGAAAAUAAAGUGAAUGUGCCAGUUCUGCAACCAGCUAAGUCUCUUGCAAGUCCCGAAAGCAAAAUAAAUGUUGGUCAGAUUCCUACAAAUCCUUCCUAUUCCUCCAACAAUCCUUGGUCUGCGAAUAACAACUUUGCAUCGCCAGUAUCGCAAAACAAACAAUUCAACGUUGUAUCUCCUAUAACAUCUCCAACGAAUACGAUGCAGGUAUCUGAUUUCAAGCAACCAUUCGGCGGUGCCAAUCAAAAUAGGAAUACGUUAACAGAUAUGAACAGUUUUUCUACAUUCCAAUCAAAUCAGUUCAAUCGUAAACCAACACAAGGGAACUGGUCUGCACUAGAUAAUUUAUUACCUACAUCGAAUUCCAACCAAAAAGUUCCUUUGAAUCAGAUGAUGAGUAAUGCACCUUUGUUACCGACAAAUGUAAACAGAAACGGAAAUGUGUCUAAUAAAAAUAACAAUGGGGUGGCACUCUCUAAAGAUGAGAUAAAGGAUUUAUUGAGUUAAUUAUUAAUGUGUGAAUAAUAAUGAAUUUUAUCGGAUAUAGGUUGUAUAAUCUAAAGUAAUAACAUUGUGAUGUCUGUUUUAAUUGUCAUUUUACUCUUGCUUACCAGAUUCUUCAAAAUAGUUUGCACGCUUAUGGUAAUUUAAUUGAUAAAAUAAAAAAAUUGUAGAGACUGUCAGGUUUUUUCAGUUUUUCAAUGAGUAUUAGUGACUUGCUGAAAUAAUUAAAAAUAUGGAUGCAAACUGUUCACAUUUAAGUCAUUUAAAAAUGUUCUUUAAAACAUUCCAUAUAUAUUUGUGAUAAGUAUUUUUAUUUUAUAAUGUUGAGUUGUUAUGGAUUUAAUGUGUUUUUCACCUUGAAUUAUUGCAUAAUUGUUGCUUUAUUAUGUUUAUUUUAUUUGAUGAAGACUGCUUUUGAAAUUUACCCAAUAAAGUGUUGAAAAUAUUAA